CAUUUGCCUCCCUAUGGACCCACCUUCACCAGCUACAAUCUGUGGGCUCUCUUGCUGCCAACCUGCCUUGGACACUGCUGGUUUUUGGAUCGUUACUGCAAACAGCAUUUUUUGGACCUUACAGCUUGUAUGACUGAAACCUGCCUUAGAGUCUCUCAGCUGCACAGCCUCCCGUGUGCUUGGUGAGGACUCCUGCAGCAGAACUUCUGACCCAGACAAGGAUGGGAUUUACAGGACCAAGUCAAAACUGAGCUGCAUUCAGCGAGAUGCCCAACGCCUCUUCCUGGAGUGCUAGCUCGCCUCUGCUGCUGCUCUGGGAGGACUCCUCCGGGACCCGCAUCUUUCUCUCGCUGCUCUACGCAGUCUUAGCUAUCUCAGGGACUUUAUCCAAUGUGAUGGUCAUCUAUUUGGUCUUCUCCUUCAAGAAGCUGCAGACAACCAGCAAUGCCUUCAUCGUGAACGGCUGCGCGGCAGACCUGAGCGUGUGCGCCCUGUGGAUGCCCCAGGAGGCUGUGCUGGGGCUGCUGCCCCCCAAUUCCUCCUCCCUUCGCUCGGCGGAGUACCGGCUGCUCCGAGGGGGGCUCCUGGGCCUCGGCCUCACCGUCUCCCUGGCCUCGCACCUGCUGGUGGCUUUCAACAGGUACGUGCUCAUCACCAAGCUGCCCAGCGUGUACCAGGCCCUCUACCAGCGGAGACACACGGGCUGCAUGAUCGGGCUCUCCUGGGCCCUCGCCCUGCUCCCGGUCCCGCUGCUGCCCGGGCUCUGGACCCUGGGCUCAGCCCAGUCGGACGGCAGCUCUCGCUACACCGCCCUGCUCCUCGCCCUGGCCGUGCUGGGCCAGACCGCGCUGCUGCUCCACUGCUACCUCGGCAUCGUGCGGCGGGUGCGGGGCAGCGCCAAGCGGGUCAGCGUCCUCAACUUCCACCUGCUGCACCAGCUGCCCUUCCCCGCCGCGCCGCCGCCGCCUCGCCGCGCCCAGCGCCGCCUCAGCAGCGUCUCCGUCCUGCUGCUCUGCUGCGUGUUCCUGCUGGGGACUCAGCCCCUGGUCUGGGUCAGCCUCCUGGGCUUCUUCCUGCGCCCGGCGCCGCCGGCGCUGCAGGCCGCCAGCUGGCUGCUGCUCUGCUCGCUCUCGGCCCUCAACCCGCUGCUCUACACGUGGCGCAGCGAGGAGUUCCGCCGGGCGGCCCGCUCCGUCCUGCCCCGCGGCGAUGGCCCGGCCGCCGCCCCCCGCCCCUCAGCCGCCGCCGCGGGCCCCGCCGGCGCCCCGCCCUGCCCGCAGCUGCCGCGGCGCCGGGGCACGGGGAGCAGCGCCAGCGCUGCGGCCGCGCCGCGCUGA
Molecule: messenger RNA, 1337 nt
Organism: Sturnus vulgaris (Common starling)
Lineage: Eukaryota; Metazoa; Chordata; Aves; Passeriformes; Sturnidae
Gene: GPR88
Product: G protein-coupled receptor 88
Biological process (GO): G protein-coupled receptor signaling pathway
Cellular component (GO): membrane
Molecular function (GO): G protein-coupled receptor activity
Source: RefSeq, a predicted model, not a curated record